AUGUGCGUAUCUGACUCUAAAACUACCAGUCCUCUUUGGAGCGGAGUUUGAGAGACAAUGUCAAGCGGAGUGAGUGAAUCAGAUUUGAACGGAGAGAUAAUGGCGCUACAGAAGAACCUGGAGGGUUAUGUUGGCUUCGCAAAUCUCCCCAACCAAGUCUAUAGAAAAUCAGUGAAGAGAGGCUUCGAGUUCACACUCAUGGUUGUUGGGGAAUCUGGGCUGGGGAAGUCGACCCUGAUCAACUCCCUCUUUCUGACAGAACUGUACUCCCCUGAAUACCCGGGCCCUUCACACAGAAUCAAGAAAACUGUACAGGUGGAGCAGUCGAAGGUCCUGGUGAAAGAGGGUGGUGUUCACCUCCUGCUCACCAUCGUGGACACGCCGGGGUUUGGAGACGCCGUGGACAACAGCAACUGCUGGCAGCCGGUCAUCGACUACAUCGACAGUAAGUUUGAGGAUUAUCUGAACGCAGAAUCUCGAGUGAACAGACGUCAGAUGCCCGACAGCAGAGUGCAGUGCUGCCUCUACUUCAUCGCUCCCUCCGGACACGGACUGAAGCCCCUCGAUAUUGAAUUCAUGAAGCGGUUACAUGAAAAAGUGAACAUCAUCCCCCUCAUCGCCAAAGCCGACACAAUGACUCCUGAGGAGUGCCAACAGUUCAAACACCAGAUCAUGAAAGAAAUCCAGGAGCACAAAAUCAAAAUCUACGAGUUCCCGGAGACGGACGAUGAGGAGGAGAUGAAGAUGGUCAGGAGGAUCAAGGAUCGUUUACCUCUGGCGGUCGUUGGCAGUAACACCAUCAUCGAGGUCAACGGGAAAAGAGUGCGUGGCAGGCAGUAUCCCUGGGGGGUGGCUGAAGUGGAGAACGGAGAGCACUGUGACUUCACCAUCCUCCGAAAUAUGCUCAUCCGCACUAAUAUGCAGGACCUGAAGGACGUGACGAACAACGUUCACUACGAGAAUUACCGCAGCAGGAAACUCGCUGCAGUCACGUACAACGGCAUGGACAACAACAAGAACAAGGGACAGCUCACCAAGCCUGAGACAUCUGACAACAUGAGUCCUCUGGCCCAGAUGGAGGAGGAGCGGCGGGACCACGUGUCCAAGAUGAAGAAGAUGGAGCAGGAGAUGGAGCAGGUGUUUGAGAUGAAGGUGAAGGAGAAGCUGAUGAAGCUCCGAGACUCCGAGGCCGAGCUCCAGAGGCGUCACGAGCAGAUGAAAAAGAACCUGGAGUUGCAGCACCGCGAGCUGGAGGAGAAACGCCGGCAGCUCGAAGAGGAGAAGAACACCUGGGAGGCUCAGCAGAGGAUCCUGGAGCAGCAGAAACUAGACGCCUCCAGGACCUUGGAAAAGAACAAAAAGAAGAAGAUAUUCUAACCCUCCGGAGGACCUUCCUGAUGUUUCAUUAUUUCCUGCCCGCCCUGAUCUGAGAGCGUCUGUCCAUCACAACAUACUGUGUGAUAAUCAAGAGGAGCCAGCAGGGGGCGCUGUCGUCUGACUCUGAAUCUAACCAAUCAUGCUCUCCCUCGAGUUCCCCCUUAAUACGAUCCUUGUAUCCCUUCAGUGUGCGCUCACACGACACGUAUACUCGUAGAAAACACCUUCGUGACAAACAGGAAGUCUUUCUUUCCUCCUUUGGGAAUGUCGGACGCUGCGUCCUUUUUUUAAUGCCAAAAACCAAACGAAUAGCUCGGCCUGUCGCGGCUGCAGCUCACCUCAGGCACUGUUAUUUUUUAUAUAAAUAUAUAUAAAUGUAUCUUUCGGUUGACUUAUUAUUUAGGUAUCACAUUUAAUUUCCUCCCAGUCCUCUUCCAGCUCCUGAAAUGUAAAUUGUUUAACCACAAACUGCAGUGUUUAUCUUCGACCAUGUGUAACAUUUUCUUACUUUUGUUGUCGUUUUCAUUUUGUAUCGGCCCUGCUUUUUGUUGCUUUAGUUUCUAGCCUUUCUGUUGGACGCCAAACAUUUAUUCCCGACUCACGCCGAGUGUAACGAUGUUCAAGAAACUGCUCCGAAGUGUUUUUACGUGAAUUUAUUUUCCACUUCUCGUGCAGAUUCUAUUCAAACGGAGUAUUUCCAGGGUGUGGAGGUGUUGCUGGAGGAGCCUCAGUAACUGCAGCUUCUUCACAUCACAUUCAGCACUGUCUGUGUAACGCAUCUGCAUUUUUAAUGUCCUGUUUUUAUUGUUAAAAAGUCACAUAAUAAAAAUUGUGAUGGGGAAAAAAACACA
Messenger RNA from Trematomus bernacchii (emerald rockcod), 2228 nucleotides. RefSeq names its product septin 7a (gene septin7a). Lineage: Eukaryota; Metazoa; Chordata; Actinopteri; Perciformes; Nototheniidae. The transcript has 15 exons. Gene Ontology annotation, biological process: cytoskeleton-dependent cytokinesis; cilium assembly. The record is from RefSeq and is a predicted model, not a curated record. Bases 58 to 1377 code for a protein of 439 amino acids. Gene Ontology annotation, molecular function: GTPase activity; molecular adaptor activity; GTP binding. Gene Ontology annotation, cellular component: microtubule cytoskeleton; septin complex; septin ring.